AUGAACCAAUUAUCCAACAUUGACAAUAUUCUCCCUUCCAAUGUCAACACCUUUGCUGGUGACACGACGACUCCCACGAACAUGCACCCUCCCUCCACUAAUGCCAACACAUCCUACUCUUACGGCAAUGCAGUGACCUUCACACCUACCCCACAACCUUUUGCUCAAAUUGGCAUCACUCAGGCCGACGGCCAUUCCUACUCGCAAGUGGGGAAUUCUUAUGUCACUCAGUACCAGAACGAUAAUUCCAGCAUUAACGUCCAGAACUCGAGCGCAGUGUUUUGCAAGGAUUAUCCGACUGCGAGCUACAGUGCGGUGCAUAGUGCGGAAGCCUGGGCACAAGAAUGUCUGUAA
Desarmillaria tabescens is the source of this 354-nucleotide messenger RNA. RefSeq lists its product as uncharacterized. The coding region runs from base 1 to 354 and encodes 117 amino acids. Lineage: Eukaryota; Fungi; Basidiomycota; Agaricomycetes; Agaricales; Physalacriaceae. The record is from RefSeq and is a predicted model, not a curated record. The transcript has a single exon.